UUCUUUUCAACAUACAUCCUGCCCUGCUCACCGAGAGACCAUCUGAAACUAAAAAGCGUCAACUUGCAAAAGUUCUGUUUGGAGAGUGGCUAAAAGAGCUGACUUCAUUUCUAGCAACUGGUGGGAUCGUCGGAACAUUAAUGAAACCUGAACCGCAGUAAUAAGUUGUUCACUUCAUCGAAACAUCAGCAGAAAUCAUGACGGCGGAGCAGCAUCAGCUGAAUUUGGACUACGGCGACUUUGACAUGAGGUUUGGUGUGAAGAAGGAGUCUGCAGCUUUGGCACCGGACCGCUCUUUUAUCCAGCAGUGCGGUGUACACGUACCAGGCUCCGUGUCCAGCACACCCAUGAGCACCCCGUGCAGCUCUGUGCCUUCAUCACCGAGCUUCAGCCCGAGUGGACAGAGGAGCGGUGCUGACGAUCUCUACUGGACCCUGAGCACGGGGGCUUAUCCACAGCACGCAGAUCCACACUGUCUUGAACUGACACCUGAGGAUGUCCGGGAAGCCUUAGGCGCCAAUCUCAUGCAUGCACACCCUCCUCAGCUCCACCAGGCAGAGAUGGAGGGAUACAGGAGCAUGGGUCAGUUCCACGCACCAAACAUGCAUCAGUAUCAUCAUCAGCAGCAGUACACCGAGCUCGGCCACAAUCCAGACUUCGCGCAAGGCAAAAGCGUGGAGCAGUUAAUGGAGCAUCUCGACUGUUCAUCUCAAGGCGCAACGCACCUAAAGUCCCAUAAUUUCCACCAGCAGACGCACCACAGGCGCAGCGAGCGCGCGGAGAGCCGCUUCUCCGACCAGCAGCUGGUGUCCAUGUCUGUGCGCGAUCUCAACCGACACCUCCGCGGCAUGAGCAAGGACGAUAUUAUCCGCCUCAAGCAGAAACGCCGUACCUUGAAAAACCGCGGGUACGCUCAGUCUUGUCGGCACAAACGCGUUCAGCAAAAACACACGCUGGAGAGCGAGAAGACGAGCCUGGCGACGCAAGUGGAGCAGCUGAAGCGCGAGCUCAACAGGCUGGUGCGCGAGAGGGACGCGUAUAAACUCAAAUGCGAGAGGCUCGUUGUCGGAAUGAACUGUCAGAGUAAAGGACCCUCUUGUGAAAAUCCAUCGUCACCUGAAUUUUUGCGAUAGUUCAGCACACAAAUAAGAUUUCUAACAUUUCUUCUU
Messenger RNA from Carassius carassius (crucian carp), 1169 nucleotides. Its product is annotated as transcription factor MafB-like. Gene Ontology annotation, molecular function: RNA polymerase II cis-regulatory region sequence-specific DNA binding; DNA-binding transcription factor activity, RNA polymerase II-specific. Gene Ontology annotation, biological process: regulation of transcription by RNA polymerase II. Gene Ontology annotation, cellular component: nucleus. The record is from RefSeq and is a predicted model, not a curated record. NCBI's taxonomy places the organism in Eukaryota, Metazoa, Chordata, Actinopteri, Cypriniformes, Cyprinidae. Bases 198 to 1133 code for a protein of 311 amino acids. The transcript has a single exon.